Messenger RNA from Gekko japonicus, 1656 nucleotides. RefSeq names its product protein ZBED8-like. The record is from RefSeq and is a predicted model, not a curated record. Bases 1 to 1656 code for a protein of 551 amino acids. NCBI's taxonomy places the organism in Eukaryota, Metazoa, Chordata, Lepidosauria, Squamata, Gekkonidae. The transcript is spliced from 5 exons.
AUGGGGAAGAGGAAAGCUCGACAGCAAUGCCAGCAAAUGAUCAGCAAUUUGAGUAAGAAGCAAAAGAAGCAUCUCAAGGAUUUCGGGGAGGAGCAUCCUUUCUAUGAUCGGGUUUCUACGAAAGAAGAACCAACUCAGAUUUGUGAACUGUCUGACAAUUCUGAGCCAUCUGGCUCAGAAAGCGACGCAGAGAGUGAUUCAGAACAGGUCUCUGUGUAUCAGAAGUUACUGGCCACAUUAAAAGCUGCUCCACAUUCAGACAGUGAGGAAGACGAUGACGACGACGAUGAUGAUGAUGAUGAUGAUGAUGAUGACUCUGAAGAAGGAAAUGUUGAGGAUCCGAUAGAAACUGACACUGAAAAGUUCCAAGAUGAGGGAGAAGAUAGUAAUGGUGAUGUUCCUGAGCAAGAAUCGGGUGCCCUGUUUGACAUGGCGACAAAGAAGAAGCAAAGAAAAACGGAAGACGAAAACGGUGAAUUUAAAGUUGAAUGGACUGAGACUUUUGCGUUUAUUCAAAACUCAAAUGGCCUUCCGACCUGUCUUAUUUGUCAGGAAAAAUUGGCGCAUAACAAGAAAUCAAAUUUGGAGAGACACUUUACAACUAAACAUGUGUCAUUUAGCACUAAAUAUCCUGUCGGUGAUGCAAGGAAGAAAGCAGUUGAGGAACUUCAGAAGAGUCAAGAAAAAUCAAGUUCUGUAUUUAAUUACUGGAUGCAAUCUUCCAACAACGUUAACAUUGCAAGUUUUGUGGUUAGUCAAGAGAUUGCUAAGAGAGGAAAACCAUAUACAGACAGCGAAUACAUAAAAACUUGUUUUAUAAAUGCAUCCGAAGAGCUAUUUCGGGAUUUUAAGAACAAAGCAGAUAUUCUGAAAAAAAUUAAAGAGUUACCAUUGUCUGCUAAAACAGUGAAAGAUAGAACAGUCAAAAUGUCUUCGAAUAUAACCGACCAGCAAGUCAAAGAUAUUAAAUUGGUUUCAGCUUUAUCAAUAGCAGUUGACGAGUCUUGUGACAUAAAUGAUACAGCGCAAGUUUCACUGUUUGUACGAUUUAUUUCAUCUAUAGGUCCUAAAGAAGAACUGUUAGGAUUAUUGCCACUCAAAGGUCAAACACGUGGAGAGGAUAUAGCAAACGCUGUAAUUGAGUGCAUUGAAAAACAUCAUAUUCCACUUGAUAAAAUUGUCUCAAUUUCAACAGACGGGGCAAAAAGUAUGACCGCCGCAAAAAAAGGUUUUGUUGCUAUUUUGAAAGAAAAAAUUAAUCACGAGAUACUUACUUACCAUUGUAUCAUUCAUCAAGAAGCGCUUUGUGCGCAGACAUUUCCAGAAGAAAUUUGCAACGUUAUGGAAUUGGUGAUUAAGAUUAUCAACUCCAUUAUAGCUAAAGCUCUUAAUCAUCGCCAAUUUAAAGAAUUUUUAGUUGAAAUGGAGAGUGAGUAUGAAGAUCUUCUGCUGCAUAACAAGAACCUGGAGUCGAUUCUUGACUUGUGGCUACAGAAUUCGAUUUGGAAAAGCAUACCUAGUCCCAUCCUUUGUUCCACCAGUGACAAUGGCCUCAAUAAUGGGCAGGAAGGCAGAAGUCAGAGUGUUGAAGUAAGGGAGUAUACCUUGGAAGGAGAUGAGAUAAAGAACUCUUUUGACAGGCCUUUAGCUCAUUGA